AUGUUUAAGAUUCUAGCUGCAGUGUCCACGGUGGUUUUGGCACAGACUUCUGUCGACUGCGUUGCAUACUAUACAUUAAAUCAGGCGAGCUUGGUCGAUCCCAGCCAGAUCAAGUACUGCGUCGCUCAGUGCACUGAAAUGCCGACUGUUGGAACGUGUCCUGCGGGUUCUCCUGUUACCGACUGUGUGCGAUCUCUGGACGCGUGCAAGUUCAUUGAGGAAGGUGAAGCUGCUGAGGGUGGCGACGGGGAAGAAUCCGCUACCGAAGGCGAAAAAGCAGAGGACGAGGUUGUUAUCGGAACCGAAGCAGAGAACGCCGGAGCGGACGCAGGCGGGCCCAAGACCACUGGGGCAACGAUGAACGUCUUGAUCGGCUCGGCUGUGGUGCUGUCGCUUGUUAUGUAA
Molecule: messenger RNA, 405 nt
Organism: Gregarina niphandrodes
Lineage: Eukaryota; Apicomplexa; Conoidasida; Eugregarinorida; Gregarinidae
Exons: 1
Coding region: 1-405 (134 amino acids)
Source: RefSeq, a predicted model, not a curated record